AUGGAGGAGAACAAGAUGGUUUGGCUAGGGAAAAACACGUCAUAUUUUGCAAUGGUGCCCGGUCCGACCACAAUAUCCAGGGGGGUUGGACAUAUCAUGGAGAUUCAGCUGUGGUUCAGCUAUAAUACUACUGAGGCGUAUGAAGCAGGUUCCCUUACACCUGCACCGGGUAUCUGGAUGGUGAUUUAUGACCCAGAAUUCGAUAUCAAGCAAAUGGUUGCAGAUGGUCAGGUGUACACUUCUCUAUUCGAUGCCAAUAGUCAUACAGCUUCUUCUCCAAACAGUCUAUCAGGAGGAACGACGAUUGGACUGGACGUAGCGGAAGCUGGUGCUUUCUUUGCGCUUGUUCAAUUCUUCAGCUGGAUAGUUUCGGGAAUGGCCUGGGACUAA
Parastagonospora nodorum SN15 is the source of this 390-nucleotide messenger RNA. RefSeq lists its product as hypothetical. The record is from RefSeq and is a predicted model, not a curated record. The coding region runs from base 1 to 390 and encodes 129 amino acids. Lineage: Eukaryota; Fungi; Ascomycota; Dothideomycetes; Pleosporales; Phaeosphaeriaceae. The transcript has 4 exons.